Rhodofomes roseus is the source of this 1389-nucleotide messenger RNA. RefSeq lists its product as uncharacterized. The coding region runs from base 1 to 1389 and encodes 462 amino acids. Lineage: Eukaryota; Fungi; Basidiomycota; Agaricomycetes; Polyporales; Fomitopsidaceae. The record is from RefSeq and is a predicted model, not a curated record. The transcript has 3 exons.
AUGAGUGCGGCGAUGCCUCCCUCGCAUUCCGUACCUUCGCCACAUCGCUCAAGCGUGCCGCCACACCUGUUCAGGGAUGCGCCAGUCGCCGGUCCCUCUUCUUCACGUUUUCAACCAUAUCAUCCUGUACCUCCUCGCUCGGAGCCACAGCCGCGGACGCCUCGAACGUCUCAACGCCCUCCUGGCAUGCCGCCGCAUCUAUUUCGCGACGCACCACAAUCAUCUACAGCUCUACGGCCUCCUCCCUCAGCUCCCGGCGUAGAUCCGUGGGCACCAAGGUCUCAUGGGACGCGUAAUCCUCGAUUACCACCCCACUUGUUCCGGGAUCGCCACCAUCCGUAUACACCGAAUGCACAACACUCUUCAGGGCCGUUCGCGGUUCCUCUGCCGCCACGACCGCCAUCUGCUGCCGGCCCCCAGGCAUCAGCAGGCGCGGGCACGGUAUUUGUACCGACCUUCAUACCCGCCAUGGUGCCCAUGCCGACUCCAGUCCCUGCAUAUGCGACACUCCUGGCCGCGCCUAUGGGCGUCCCUCAGCCCAUUCUACUCCCGCCCGCGCUCCCUCAUGUUCAACCUGCGACGCCACUGAUGACCCCUCCUCCUGCAUUUUGGAUGCCUCAUCCGUACCCACAUCCCAACAUCUCGCCACAUGCGUUUUGGGGCCCUAACUUGUUCAACGGUCCCCGAGCAUGGCCUACGUCGCCGUUUAGCCCGGCCGCAGUGGCGACAUUGACGGGCGGCUGGCCCCUCCCAGGAGCCUUCCCGUCAGAUGGGGCUCCGGCGGCGUGGCCCCCGACGCCCAGUCGGACGGAUCAGGCGGACUCGCCAAUACUGCUCUGUCCCUGGUUGGUUCCGAAUCCAGCGAUGCCGUCCAUGCCGCACGUCGCCUGGGACAUCACGCAGCAUCCGACGACAGCGCGAUGGGCGACUGGGCGACAUGUCUGGGUACCACUGUCGCAGCGGUUCAACCAGGUGGCGACCUACCCCGAGGUGCGCACGAUGCAUAUCCAUUGCGACAUCGGGUUGGCGAGCGUGCGCUGGGGGCCGAUCGUCAUCGAGAAGAGCAGCGCCAUCACUCUCGGCGACAUACUCUUCGCAAUCCACGACUUCUUCCAGAGGCGGAUGUCGGAGGAGGAUGUCAACCUCGUGUCAUCGCUACGGCCGGGCAACCGCGAACGGAUGUACGAGGCGUUCUGGAGACGGUGUCGGACGAGUCACGCCCUCGAGGGGUACGAGUAUCGGCAAGGAAUGAAACGCGCGGACUGUCUGCAGGACCAGACGGCUUGGUGGGGGACGUGGAUCGCUGUUCGUCCUGACAACAGGUGGUACCUGAACCUAGGCCUGCAAUCUAUACACGACAAUCCUCACCUUGGUCAUCGAGCGCCUUGA